GUUGAGGCGAUCUCAUGAUUUAGUUGCAGACAUUAUUAAUGGAUUCCGGUGUUAAAUCACACCUGGUAGUGUGACCUCGAUCAAGACUUUUUUGCUUCCCUUCCUUUCUUUGCCACUCCACCCACUACCCUUCUUCCCUAUUGCACGCUGACUCACCCGCCAUUAACGCCCCCUUCAACGUCCCUCCCUCUCUGUUCGCCACCCAAUUCUCCAGCCAACACGCCCCACAUUGUCUUCAAACACCCCUUUCAUCCUCUUCUUCUCUAACUCCACCCAUCUUCACACCAUUUCCCCCUCAUGGGACACUUCUCGCGGAUUCACUCCUACGAUGGGUUUUGUGCCGCUAUCAGAAAUGGGUCCGCCUCAACUUCUUCAUUGGUGCUCGAUUCCGAUAGAGGCGAGCUCGUGGAGGCUCCAUUCAACCUUGACACUAAAGGGGUUUCGGCUGAGAGAAGCGCCGCCGCCCUGAAGAAUCACAGCGACGCUGAGAGGAGGCGUAGAGCCAGAAUCAAUGCCCAUCUUGGGAGUCUUAGAAGUCUUGUCCCCGGUGGCAAGAAGAUGGACAAAGCUACACUUCUUGCUGAAGUUAUUAGCCAUUUGAAAGUUCUAAAACGAGCUGCUGCAGAAGUAAGUGAUGUUCAUAUCAUACCAAAAGAAAUAGACGAAAUAACAGUUGAACAACAGGAGGAUGGAUUAGAAGGAGUACCAUAUUCAAUCAGAGCCUCGCUAUGUUGUGAUUACAAGCCUGGCCUCCUGCCUGAUUUAAGACAAGCACUACAUGCUCUUGACCUGAUCAUAAAGAGGGCAGAGAUUGCUACCUUAAAUGGAAGGAUGAAGAACGUGUUCGUGUUAACUAGCUGCAAAGGAGGCGACAUCGAAACUACUGAAUUACGACGGUUCCUCGAAACGUCGGUACACCAAGCCAUCAAAUCUGUUCUAAACAAGUUCUCUGAUCCACAGGAGUUCUCAUUCAUGACGUUUCCGAAUAAGAGACGGCGAAUUACCAUGUUCAAUUCAUCGAGUUCGUCGUCCAUUGGUGAUUUCUGCUUCUCGAGAUGAGAUCCCACGUUGAUUGGAGAGGAAAAU
Messenger RNA from Cucurbita pepo subsp. pepo (vegetable marrow), 1086 nucleotides. RefSeq names its product transcription factor bHLH30. NCBI's taxonomy places the organism in Eukaryota, Viridiplantae, Streptophyta, Magnoliopsida, Cucurbitales, Cucurbitaceae. Gene Ontology annotation, molecular function: protein dimerization activity; DNA-binding transcription factor activity. The record is from RefSeq and is a predicted model, not a curated record. Gene Ontology annotation, biological process: regulation of DNA-templated transcription.